Messenger RNA from Stegodyphus dumicola, 601 nucleotides. It is a transcript of the gene Ns3, whose product is annotated as nucleostemin 3. Gene Ontology annotation, molecular function: GTPase activity; GTP binding. Gene Ontology annotation, biological process: ribosomal subunit export from nucleus. The record is from RefSeq and is a predicted model, not a curated record. NCBI's taxonomy places the organism in Eukaryota, Metazoa, Arthropoda, Arachnida, Araneae, Eresidae. Gene Ontology annotation, cellular component: cytosol.
UAUUACAAGCAGCAUGAAUGCAGCAAACGUUAACUAUGUUUAUUAUAUUAUUCCCAUUAGUUUCGGUGUAACGUGCGCGAAAUUUUGGUAAUGUGAGUAAGUGUAACCAAAGAAAACACGUGGAAACUGGACCUUUAUAGAUAAGAAACAGAAAAUAAGGAAUUAUUUAUAGUUUGAAAUGCCGAAAAAAGACUUAUCACUUGGUCGCGCUUUGAUAAAAGCGCACAAAAAAAGAAGAAAUAUUGUAAGCAAAGAUGGUUAUAGACAUACAAGUGACCUCCCAGAUGGACGAGAUUUUGCACGUUUAAAUUUACGUAGUGUAACUGAGCAAACAUCUGUAAACGAUUUCCUUGAUACUGUCGCUCUGGCAGUGGAUGAGUACACUUCAGAAUUAGGAGAUGUUAAAAUUGUAGAACCAGAUGUAACCAAUGGAAUAUUCUCUGAAGAAGAAAAAGCAUUGAUUGCUUCUGCACAGGAAGAAAAUAAGGAAAUAUUAUGUAUCCCUCGCAGACCUUCCUGGGAUUCAAAUACUUCAAAGGAAGAACUGGAUAAAAAAGAAAGAGGUGCAUUUCUUCUAUGGCGACGCAAAUUAUCAUCGUAA